Molecule: messenger RNA, 2617 nt
Organism: Carlito syrichta (Philippine tarsier)
Lineage: Eukaryota; Metazoa; Chordata; Mammalia; Primates; Tarsiidae
Gene: GPRIN3
Product: GPRIN family member 3
Exons: 2
Coding region: 287-2617 (776 amino acids)
Biological process (GO): neuron projection development
Cellular component (GO): plasma membrane
Source: RefSeq, a predicted model, not a curated record
AAUUUCAGCUCCUGAACGCACCGAGCUCGCUCCGGGACCGGACUGCGAAGCGCGCAGCUCGCGGGCCCGCGGGAGCCAGCCGAGCGGCCGGGGCUUGGGAUAUGCGACGGGAAGCCCCCGCCACCGCGCAGGCAGUGACCCCGCCGCGCCAGGGAGAGCCGGGCCAGAGCAGACUGGUUCUUCAGAGAAAUCAUCCCUGACCGUGUCUUCACUCUGAGCUCUGACUCCUUCCCCGUGGGAACACUACUCAAGGGAGAGUUCUGGAGAGUUCCUGAAGAGAAAUUCCAUGGGGACUGUAACUGACCCUCUGAUAUCAGCUAAAACUUCCCUGAUUGCAGCUUCUGGAAAGGAAGAGAACCUAGGAGAACUGCAGCCUGCCUCACCUCAGCACCAGCCAGCUCUCCUGUGUAAGAAUGCCAAUGGCUUUUCAGGCGCCCCUGAAGAACCAGACCUCAACCCCAGGGCAACUGCUGAGACCCUGAUGCAGGCUUGUGAGCAUGAGACCACCCAGCCAGACAUGUCUUCUUCUCAUGUCUUCAACAAAGUAGAGAAAGCAUCUCCCACCCUUAAUUCUUCUGGCAAUCCCCAGCCGCCAGGGAGCAGCCAGCCCGAAGCACCAGCCCCAAGUUCUGCAGCAGGAAAGGAUCUUACACGCACACCAUUAACAAUGCCAGUCAGUCAACACAGCCACCAGGCCAUGCCAGGUGAGCAGCCCAAUGCCAGCACCUCAUCGGUACCUGAAGAUCCCCUGAUGAAACUGCAGAGAACCUCGAAUGGAGAGCAGCCCGAGAAGCCAAGUUGUCCUUCCACAGAUACUCAUGGGAACAGCAAAGAUCAAAUGUCCCGUGAGUCUCCUGCUCAAGAAACAGUCCAGGGGAUAGUGCAGCACCGAGAUACAGCAGCCAGAGUGUUCAGUCACUCAUCCUCUCCUGUAAGCCGACCUGAAGGGGAAAGGCAGCGAGCUGUCUGUGACUCUGAGACGAGGUCCUGUGAACCUCCAGUUAGAGAAUGUUGCUGUUUAAAGAACAAGCAGACCUCUGUCACUGCCUCAGGCCCCCAGGGCAUAACUCCUGUGACACCUCAACCAUCCCACCUCAGGAGCGAAGGUUCAGCAUGUCCUCCAGAUCCAGAGAAGGUGCCGCCGCCAGCUCAGCAUCAGAUGGCAAGGUUCAAAGAAGCCAGCACGAUGACCAGCCAGGUUGAAAACAAGACCCAGGGAGUUCCUGGCAGGGCUCAGCAGGAUGCUGAAGUGCAGGCGGUGGCCAGUGUAGAGAGCAGAUCCGUCUCCACCAGCCCCAGCAUCCUCGCUGCCUUCCUGAAGGAGAGCCCCGCUCCCGAGUGUUUUGAGCAGGAGCAACUGCGUGUCAUUUGUCACAGCAGUGGGAGCCACACGCUGGAGCUCUCUGAUGGCACGUUCAGCCCCCAGGAGUCAGGCCAGCGCCCUGGUAUCAUGCCACAGGUGCACAUUCAGACAACUGCAGCUGUCUCCAUGGCGUUCCAAGGGGAAAGGAAAUCAGUGAGCCUGCCAGGUGAGGUCCUUAAAACCUCAUCAAUCAAUGCGGCCUCCAGUAAUGCCCAUGAUGGAUGUAAAGAAGAUGGGAGGUCAGCAGGAAUGGCUCCAAAAAUGGAAGAACCAAACACUGGGCAGCUUGCAGGUACUAAUUCCAGCUCCCUCAAAGCCAGUCCCAUUGACCAGAUCUCGGUCCGGCCAGGCAGUCAAGCUGAAAGGAGUCAUGCAUUGGGGAAAUUCGAAACCAAGUCGUCGGAGUUUGCAGUGAAAACCGCAAAUGGCCAGAAAACAGACCCAGAUUGCAAACGAUCCGACUGUUGCGCCCCUGCCAGCAAAAGUGGCCAUUCUGGGAACCUGGAUCCCACCAAUAAAGGAGGUGCGAGGGAGAGGAAACCCACGUCUCCUCAGAUAGUGAAAGAACAAGAGUCUACUGGCACCAGGGCCCUCGAUGCCAAAACUCUGCUGCUCAAUCCUAAAUCUCAAGAUAGUGGAGGCACAGGAUCAGGGACCAGUCCGACCCCCUCCCCAGUUAGAAAGAACCAGGAGAGCACCUCGGAGGAAAAUAAACAGACCAAGACAACCACAAGCCUGAGCCUGCCAUCAGAUCCCAUGGGUGACUCAAGCCCAGGCUCUGGCAAGAAGACCCCUUCUCGCUCCGUCAAAGCCAGCCCGCGCAGGGGCAGCCGGGUCAGCGAGUUCCUCAAGGAGCAGAAGUUGAACAUGACAGCGGCCGUGGCCCAGGUGGGACUCACUCCGGGAGAGAAGAAAAAGCAGCUUGGCCCGGACGCCAAGCUCCACUUGAAACAGUCCAAGCGUGUCAGGGACGUCGUGUGGGACGAGCAGGGAAUGACCUGGGAAGUGUACGGUGCCUCCUUGGACCCGGAGUCUCUGGGAAUCGCGAUCCAGAACCACUUACAAAGGCAAAUCAGGGAACAUGAGAAAUUAAUCAAAACCCAAAGCAGCCAGGGCCGGAGAUCCAUUUCCUCAGAUACUUCUUCAAAUAAGAAGCUCAAAGGAAGGCAGCACAGUGUUUUCCAGGCCGUGUUGCAGAACUUCCGUCGCCCCAACUGCUGUGUUCGCCCAGCCCCUUCCUCUGUGUUAGAUUGA